Charadrius vociferus (killdeer) is the source of this 639-nucleotide messenger RNA. RefSeq names its product ribosomal protein L9 (gene RPL9). Lineage: Eukaryota; Metazoa; Chordata; Aves; Charadriiformes; Charadriidae. The coding region runs from base 32 to 610 and encodes 192 amino acids. Gene Ontology annotation, cellular component: ribosome; cytosolic large ribosomal subunit. Gene Ontology annotation, biological process: cytoplasmic translation. The transcript has 7 exons. The record is from RefSeq and is a predicted model, not a curated record. Gene Ontology annotation, molecular function: structural constituent of ribosome; rRNA binding.
CUGCAGCGUCUCUCCCGUUUUCCUUUGUAGAAUGAAGACCAUUCUCAGCAACCAGACCGUUGACAUCCCCGAGCAAGUCAGUGUCUCGCUGAAGGGCCGGACGGUCAUCGUUAAGGGCCCCAGAGGAACCUUGCGACGGGAUUUUAACCACAUCAAUGUGGAGCUCUCCCUGCUGGGAAAGAAGCACAAGAAGCUACGUGUUGACAAGUGGUGGGGUAACAGAAAGGAGCUGGCAACAGUUCGCACAAUUUGCAGCCAUGUACAGAACAUGAUAAAGGGUGUUACACUGGGCUUUCGUUACAAGAUGAGGUCGGUGUACGCUCACUUCCCAAUCAACGUAGUUAUACAGGAUAAUGGCUCACUUGUGGAAAUCCGAAACUUCUUGGGAGAGAAGUACAUUCGCAGAGUGCGUAUGAGGCCAGGUGUUUCCUGUGCAGUAUCUCAAGCCCAGAAAGAUGAGCUGAUCCUUGAAGGGAAUGACAUUGAAUUGGUCUCUAAUUCAGCUGCCUUGAUUCAGCAAGCCACUACGGUCAAGAACAAGGAUAUCAGGAAAUUCUUGGAUGGUAUCUAUGUCUCCGAGAAAGGAACAGUACAGCAGGCAGAUGAGUAAAACUCUUAAAAGUUGUCUGGAUCCUGAAA